UCUCCCCCUGCUUACGUCACGCGUUUCCUCGGGUUCUUUCCUUUUCCUCUGACUCUUUCUGAUUGGAACACUAAUAAUAAAAAUACACAGGGAGAAAACCCAUUCAAACAUUACUCUUCUUUCCUUUCCUUUCCUUUUAUUUCCUUCUCUUCUUACAUUUAAAACCGUAUCUUACUCUCCUUUUCCCUCUGUUUCCUUUUCUCCCUCACAAACUACUCAAAAAGCUUUUUCUUUUUCCGUCUCUCUCUCUUGUUUCCCAUCUUUUUUUUCAUCUUUGCUUGCUAGCAAGCUCAUUACCGGCUUUUACUAUCUUUCCUUCUGGUUUCAGUUUCAUUGCUUUCUGAUCAUAUAGAGAAAAGGAAACAAAAGGAAAAAAAAAAAAAAAAAAAGAAGGUAAAAGCUGUUAGCUUUAUUCCUUUAUUCCCUUAUUCUAUCCCCAGCUUCCUCGUUAUAAUUACCUGAAACGCGUCAGUUUUUUCGACUUUCAAGCUCAGAGAUUUUCUUUUCUUUUUUAAAAAAAAUAUAUGGGCUUUUCAGAGAAACUGGACUUAGCAGCGGCCUUGGAUGCCGAGCCGACGACAAAAAAAUGGGUCAUCGCCGGAAUUCCGUUACGGGCUCCGUUAAAGCCCGUUUACACGACGAAGACAAAAUCUCCGCGGCUGGAGCGCGAUCAACACGACGGCGGCGGAGAUGACGACGGAGAAGAAGACUGUUCCCCGACGACUCCCACCGGAGAAGAGUCGAGAAUCCCUACGAGGUUGACGUGUCCGCCGGCGCCGAGGAAGAGGAAGGCUUCGCGUAAGUGCAAUUACGGUGCGGUUAGGGAGUUCUUCACGCCUCCUGACUUGGAGACCGUCUUUAAACGCCAUGUCGAAAGGGCUAAUUAACUUUAGGAAUAUUGCUCAUCUUGUACUCUUUUUUUUUUUUUUUUUGGUUAACUUAAUUUGCUUAAUUCGUAGUCUUUUUUUUUUUUUUUUUUUUUUAGGCUUAUAAAUCUUGGUUUUUGAUCCUUGGUAGAAAGUUUAAGAUGAUGAGUUGUGACUUGUUAUUAUGUAUAUAUACGUUAUAUGAAUAAAUGAACACUGCGCCCAA
Molecule: messenger RNA, 1092 nt
Organism: Morus notabilis
Lineage: Eukaryota; Viridiplantae; Streptophyta; Magnoliopsida; Rosales; Moraceae
Product: cyclin-dependent protein kinase inhibitor SMR6
Exons: 1
Coding region: 525-887 (120 amino acids)
Biological process (GO): regulation of DNA endoreduplication
Source: RefSeq, a predicted model, not a curated record